Messenger RNA from Protobothrops mucrosquamatus (brown spotted pit viper), 2637 nucleotides. RefSeq names its product toll like receptor 4 (gene TLR4). The record is from RefSeq and is a predicted model, not a curated record. Gene Ontology annotation, molecular function: transmembrane signaling receptor activity; lipopolysaccharide binding; lipopolysaccharide immune receptor activity. Gene Ontology annotation, biological process: immune response; defense response to Gram-negative bacterium; inflammatory response. NCBI's taxonomy places the organism in Eukaryota, Metazoa, Chordata, Lepidosauria, Squamata, Viperidae. Gene Ontology annotation, cellular component: membrane. Bases 1 to 2637 code for a protein of 878 amino acids. The transcript has 5 exons.
AUGGCGCGGGAGAAGGAGGCGGAGAAGCAGCAGCAGCAGCCGCCGCCGAGCCCGGAGCACCAGCAGCAGCGGCAGCAGCCGCCGCAGCAGGAGCCGCUAGAACCUUUUUAUUCUCUCUCUCUCUCUUUCUCUCUCUCUCUCUCUCCCUCCCUCCCUCCCUCUCUCUCCUCUCUUCUGAAUCUGGAAACCAGGAGCCUCAGUCCUUGUCUGGAGACAAUCCCGGGUCACUCAUACAGAUGCAUGGAGCUGAACCUUACUAGGAUCCCUCCCGGUAUCCCAAACAGCACCCAGAUCUUGGAUCUAAGUUUCAACCCAUUGCAAAUCCUGCACUCAAAUUAUUUCUCAGCAGUUUCGGCGCUGAGAUUUCUGGACCUCGCUAGGUGUCAUCUCUGGAAGAUUGAAGACCAUGCCUUUGCUGGACUCACCAACCUCUCGGUCUUGAUCCUGACAGGCAAUCCUCUCCAGAUUUUGGGACCAAGGGCUUUUCACGAUUUACCCUCUUUGCAAAGACUCCUUGCCGUAGAAACCAAUUUGUCCUCGUUGGCCAGCUUUCCCAUUGGACACUUGACUGCUCUCCAAGAGCUGAAUCUGAGCCACAACCGCAUCGACGCCUUGAAGCUCCCCGGAUAUUUCUCCGACCUAAUCUUUCUCCGGCAUCUGAACUUCCGAUUAAACAAGAUCUCCUCCAUCUCGGUAGGAGACCUGGAUGCCUUAGUGAGCCGGAACCUGACAUUGGUACUGUCUAGAAAUGAUAUAAAAUAUAUCGAAUGGCACGCCUUUGAGGGACUCCACCUUCAGGAAUUGGUUCUGAGGGGCUGCUUUGAGAAUGGCGUAAUUAUGCAAGCUAGCCUCCAGAAUAUGUCCGGUUCGCACGUCAACAGUUUAGUGUUAGGAGACUACCGAAACAUCCAUCGACUGGAAUCCAUUGACAAAAGCCUUGUAGAUGUCCUGUGUGACUUGCAUUUGCAGAAGCUCACUCUCAUUGAAGCAGACUCCUUGGAAACUAGAAGCACCCUCUCGCCUUGUCUCAACAAUAUUCCCAGAGUGCGGUUGGUCCAUACCUAUAUCGACGACACGUUUAAGUUCCCAAAUGACUCCAAUAUUUACCAACUUGAGUUUAAGGACUCUUCACGGGACAUGGUGCCUGCGAAGAGUCUCUCUUCCUUAAAGAAACUAAAAGUGCUUCGCAUCACUCACAAUAAAAAUCUCAUAUACUUGAAGAACUAUUUUGAAGGCCUCCCAAGCUUGGAGACCUUGGACCUCAGCGUUAACAGGCUGGUCAUUCACCUGUCCUGGGUUAAACUCAUGAAGGGAGCUCCCAAUUUGAAGUACUUGAAUUUGAGCUUCAACACGGAAAUCAGGUUAAGCAUUGAAUGCAGUGGGCCAGCCAAGCUGGAAUAUUUGGACUUGCAACACACCGCCCUCGCCUCGCCCGGAAGCGUUCCUUCGUUUUUCUGUCUCCACAAUCUCCUUUAUCUUGAUAUCUCCUACACGGGCACCAAGGUGAUCGCCGAGUGUUCGUUUUGUGGCUUGCACAAACUGCGCGUGCUCAAAAUGGCAGGCAACCGAUUUGCCAACGAUCAGCUGGUUGACAACUUCCGGAACCUCACGCAGCUGCAUUUUUUAGACGUUUCCAAUUGCCAACUCCAACAUAUAUCUCUCAGCAGUUUAACCAACCUCCAUGAACUCCAGUUGUUGAAUGUCAGCCGUAAUAAACUGCUAGGUCUCCAUCCAGAGACCUACGUGCACACCCCUCUUCUCAACACCCUGGACUUUCACAACAACCAGCUGGUUGCGUUGACGGAAGAAGAUCUUAAGAACUUACCGGCUAGUCUGAAACACCUGGAUCUCUCUGAGAACCUUUUUGAUUGCUCUUGUGACCGUUUGGACUUCUUGCGGUGGACAAAAAACUCCUCAACUCUCCUUCAAAAUGUUGACAACAUGGUCUGCUCUACCCCCAUGGACUUAAAAAAUGUCCCAGUGAUGGGUUUUGACUUGGCGCCCUGCGAGAUAAGCACCACUAUAGUGGCUGUUUCAGUGACCCUCGUUCUGGUUCUGAUCACAAUCCUGAUUCUGGUUUAUAAAUAUUAUUUCUACCUCUAUUAUACCAUGGUGUUGUUCCUUGGAAACAAAUCCUCAGAGGAGAAGGAAACUGUCUAUGAUGCGUUUGUGAUCUUCUCCAGUAGGGACCAGGAGUGGGUGAACCAAGAACUGCAGCGACCUCUGGAAGAGGAAUUACCUUACUUUCGUCUCUGUCUUUUCUACCGGGACUUCAUCCCUGGAGUUUCCAUCAUCACCAACAUCAUCAAAGAAGGCUUCCAGACCAGCCGGAAAGUCAUCGCUGUUGUCUCAGACCACUUCUUGGAAAGCCGUUGGUGUAAUUUCGAACUGGAGGUGGCUCAGUCUUGGCAACUGGUGGACAGCAAGGCCAGCCUCGUCUUAGUUGUCGUAGAAGGGGUGGACAAAGCAGCCCUGAACCACAAACUGGGCUUGUUCCGUUAUCUGCGGAGAAACACCUUCUUGACGUGGAGGGACCGGGACUUCAACCGUCAUGUCUUCUUAAGGCAGUUGAGGUCAGCCUUGCUUGAAGGCAAAACAUGGACUGAAGAGGAACUUAGGCUAAUGUCGAAAAAGUAG